Messenger RNA from Arachis stenosperma, 1281 nucleotides. RefSeq names its product LOB domain-containing protein 21-like. The transcript has a single exon. Lineage: Eukaryota; Viridiplantae; Streptophyta; Magnoliopsida; Fabales; Fabaceae. The coding region runs from base 4 to 609 and encodes 201 amino acids. The record is from RefSeq and is a predicted model, not a curated record.
GUUAUGAAAAAAUCAGGAGGAGGAGCCAUCAUGAAGGGUUACGAGCCACGUUCAAGUUCUUCUUGUGCCGCCUGCAAAUUCUUGAAGAGAAGGUGCAUCCCUAACUGCAUAUUCGCCCCUUACUUUCGCUCCGACGAGUGCAAGAAAUUCGCCAAAGUUCACAAGGUCUUCGGCGCCAGCAAUGUCAGCAAGAUCCUCGUCGAGGUCCCCGAGGACCAGCGGGAAGACACCGUCAACUCCCUCGCCUACGAGGCCGAGGCCCGCCUCCGCGACCCUGUUUACGGCUGCAUUGGCGCCAUUGCUCUCCUCCAGAGGAAAAUGCUCGAGCUUCAGCACGAUCUCGCCAUUGCCAAGGAUCGUCUUGCUCGCUAUUCUGCUGUUGCUGCUACUGCUGCUGAUGCUACUUCUCUUAUUACUUCUUCCUCUUCUUCCUCCGAUAACAUCUUUCAUUUCAAUCAUUCUCAAGUUUCCUUGCCUCCUUUCCCUGAAUUCCCUUCUUCCUCUGAUUUCAAUGACACUGCUGCUUUCUGCCACGCCUCUUCUUCUUCCUCUCAAUCCUUUCCCACCACUGUAGUCGACGAUUUCAUUCAAAUUCCAUAUAUAUUUUAGAUGUUUUCGAUCUUCAAUUAUUGUCCCUUUCCUUGUUGUUUGUUUUUCUCAAUUUUCUAAUCAAUCAAAACCAGUCACUUUUGUUGUAUAUGCUAAUAAUUCAUAUAAAUAAUUAACAACUCCGUCAAUGAAUUUGCCUGAUCUUCACAUCUUUUUUCCACAAUUUCGACCACGAUGAUUUAAUUUUUGUCGCUUAUAGUUAAGAACUAUUAGAUAAUAAUUAAGUUACAUAUAUUAAAUUAGGUGAAAACUCAAAUGUAAUCGGCUUCACGUGAAGUUGAUAAUUGAAAACUGUUAGAUGAUUUGAUUGAUUUGACUAAAUUUUCAUCUAAUGGCUCUCAUCUAUCAACUUCACGUGAAGUCAACUGCACUGGUUUCAUCUAAUAAUUUUUAGCUAUUAAUUUCGCGUGUAAUUCUCCAUCAUGAAAAAUAUGCUGUCAUUAAUAAGAAAUUGUUUGGAUCAGAAAAAAACAUCUGAGAAAGAAAUUAAACUGAGUCUGACUAAUAAUGAAUCAGUUUGUUUAUGCGAAUUGCAAUGAUAUUCGAUGAUUCGAUGAGAAUUGUGAUAAGAGGGGUGAUUAUUAUAUUCUUGUAGUGAAUUAAGAUGAGAUAUAUGGCUUUUGGGUGAUGUAGACACGAGAACAAUGAGCAUUCAUUGCCAUUAACUAGAUG